This is a messenger RNA of Astyanax mexicanus (Mexican tetra), 1825 nucleotides long. It is a transcript of the gene csnk2b, whose product is annotated as casein kinase 2, beta polypeptide. Gene Ontology annotation, molecular function: protein kinase regulator activity. The record is from RefSeq and is a predicted model, not a curated record. Lineage: Eukaryota; Metazoa; Chordata; Actinopteri; Characiformes; Acestrorhamphidae. Gene Ontology annotation, cellular component: cytoplasm; protein kinase CK2 complex. The transcript is spliced from 7 exons. The coding region runs from base 96 to 743 and encodes 215 amino acids.
GCCUGGUUCGUCAUGACGUUGCUAAAGACGAAACACGCCAAUCAGCGCUCCGCUUCUGCAGCAGCUUUUAGCCUGAAUCCGGGAGUUUCCCCAAAAUGAGCAGUUCGGAGGAAGUUUCGUGGAUUUCUUGGUUUUGUGGUCUACGAGGAAACGAGUUCUUCUGUGAGGUGGAUGAGGACUAUAUCCAGGAUAAGUUUAACCUCACUGGACUCAAUGAGCAGGUUCCACAUUACAGACAAGCUCUGGACAUGAUUUUGGAUCUGGAACCUGAUGAGGAACUGGAAGACAACCCAAACCAGAGUGACCUGAUAGAGCAGGCUGCUGAGAUGCUCUAUGGCCUGAUUCAUGCACGAUACAUUCUUACUAAUCGUGGCAUUGCGCAGAUGUUGGAGAAAUACCAGCAGGGAGACUUUGGCUAUUGCCCUCGUGUUUACUGUGAGAACCAGCCAAUGUUGCCCAUUGGUUUGUCCGAUAUCCCUGGAGAAGCUAUGGUCAAACUCUACUGUCCUAAAUGUAUGGAUGUGUACACACCGAAGUCAUCUAGGCACCACCACACUGAUGGGGCCUACUUUGGAACAGGCUUUCCCCAUAUGCUCUUCAUGGUUCACCCUGAAUACCGGCCAAAGAGGCCUGCAAACCAGUUUGUGCCCAGGCUCUAUGGCUUCAAGAUCCACCCUAUGGCAUACCAGCUACAGCUGCAGGCAGCCUCUAGCUUCAAGAGCCCUGUCAAGGCCAUCCGCUAAUAAUCAGAAAGGAGGAGGAGGCGGGAGGGAAAGUUGAAGAGGCAGGAGGAGAGGGGAAGAUCUGUGUCUCACUUAGUCUCAUUCUCCUCCCAGAGACCAUUUGUUUUAGAUUAGUUUUGAUUGCGAGAAAUGUUCAAAUAUUGAGAGAGUGGGAAUAUAACAUGCACACUUCAGAAAUCUUAUAAACAACCUUUCCUCUAGACCACACAUACACAGCAUGGGGAUGCCGUGCAGCCAUUGUUGUUUACCUUGUGUAAAUUGUCCCUUCUCGAACUUUAAAAGAUGAAGCUCUAAUUCAGGACAGUUAAAUCUUGUAACAUGGCUUUAUUUACUUUACUUGUGUCAAGAGAAAAUCAUGUUUAUUUUGGUCAGAGGUGAUGUACAGUAAAAGUUAAAACAGUAGUGUCUCAGUGCCCCCCCCCCCCCCCCCAUUUCCCCCCCACACCUCAUUUAGUGACUAUGGCAGAUAGAGACUGUUGCAGGGAGAAAGAGCAGUUAGAAAAAUACAAGUCACAGUUGGUUCUUAUUGCUAUUGAGUCCUACUAUUGGCUUAAUUCACAUCUUUUUUUUUUCCAAUUGCCUUAAAGUCAUGACAAUUUCAGACGAGCUGUAGUUUGAUUAACUUGGAUGUUACUUUGCUAAUACUUGUUGAGUGUUGACCAAAUGUUCAUCUGAACUUACAUGUAUUAGUUGAAAUUACUAGGAACUGAAAGCAAACAGUCUGUCUCCAUCAGUCCAGAAUGAGUUUCUUUUAAGUCCUCAGUAUUGCGGAGAUGUUCCCCUCAGAAGUACUUGUACAUUGAUUCCUGCCACAGUUUUCGUAUGAUUAUUUAUGUGAGACUUUUCCAUCGUAAAUCAUCCUUAGUUUUGAAAUUCUGUUUUAGUUUUUUCCCAAUCCUCUCAACUAUCUCCAAUUUCAUUGAAAGGCAUGUGACUGCAGGAUAUAGAUCAAUUGGAUGCAUUGGUAAAGAUUGUAAUUAUUGCUACUGUUUCUGGUUUGUGUUUUUUGUUCUUAAUUUUUCCUUUACAGCUGUUGAGGAACCAGGGUUCAGAAUUCACAAUAAACUUUUCUUUUCCUAUAA